AUGUAUAAUGAAGAAAAUCCUUCUCGUGAGUGCACGACUGUACGAACAGCUGGAAGGCAUACUCCAUUCGAAUUCAACAGGAUUCCUGAAAUUGAUGGUAGCACUGCACUGUUCCUUUUGGCUUCUCGAAGGCGUCAAAAGAGCUACAAUCUAAAGCCUAGGGAAACAAUUUCGGCAGAGCUGUUCUGUCCCAUUUGCAAUGGCCCCCUGAAGAAUCUUGAUUUCUUGAGUUUGAGCAGCCUCGAGAGGUGCCAAAGUUCAAUGUUCAAGACUGCUUGUUCAACUUGCCAGUCUCAGAUUCUUCCAAAAGAUCCCUCGUCAAUGGAGGAUUUCUGUUUGCUCUUACCACAGCAAGCGGUCGGCAGAGCUGAGGAUGCCAUGCAGCAAAAUAAUGGCCAGUCUAGUAUGUCUAACUACAACAACAGUAAGAAGAUGAAAGCGGGUGCAAGUGACCGUGACAGCGAUGACAAUGACACGCAAUUUGGUACAAAUAUCCUUAGCAAUGCCAGUGCUGAUAUGUUUCCUGAUCAGUUUAGUACGCCGCCCAACAAUGCCAUGAUCACGGCCUGUUCACCUACUAAUUUGGUUAAUCGCCUUGACCAGCCACAACCACAAGGGUCCUCUAGUCGUGUUAAUGUAGAUGAUGGGAACUACAUUGAUCCAUAUUUUCGUGCCUUUGCAACCGGAAUUAGGUUUUUCCCUCAUGAUCAAGAGCUGGUUGUGGAGUACUUGAUGAAAAAGAUUAGGAAUGAACCAUUGCCUAAGAACCGUAUUCAUGAGGUUAAUAUUUACGAAUACCAUCCAAAAACACUUGCUGAGAAGUACAAGCUAUAUCGUGAAGAUGCGUGGUAUUUUUUCACUACUAGAACCAGAAAGUAUCCCAAUGGGAAUCGACCUGAUCGAGGAGUGCCUGGUGGAUUUUGGAAGCCUACUGGAAGUCCAGAUACAAAAAUCCUUGAUGAAAACAGCAACACGAUAGUCGAAAGAAGAUCACUAGAUUUUUAUGAAGGGAAAGGGAAAGGUGGUAGUAGAACAGACUGGAAGAUGCAUGAGUACUAUCCUACAACUAAUAAUGUUUCUUCAAGUAGUAGCGAAGGCAUGAGGUUGAAUGAUUGUAUUUUAUGUAGAAUAUACCUUAAAGGAGAGAAACAAAAGGCAGAAGCUAAGAAGACUGGUAAAAAAUCAAGAAACUAUGGCAACACUGUAAGCCACGGCCCCGCAGAUUCAAGAAAUGAUGCUUCCACGUCUUAUAAUGAUAAUUCUCAGCAACCAGCCAAUCAUGCCGCUUUUACUAGUGAUACAAUGGAAGUUUACUUUAACGGAAUCCAACCUUAUGAUUCCAACAUGAAUCAAUGUUGUUAUGGUGACAACAGUAAUCAGACUGCGGCAAUGAUGGAACCAGCAAUGUAUACAUUGCCUAAUUCAAUUGAGGGGACUGGCAGAGUAUCUUCACAACGUGUUGCAUUUACUGUACCAAGUUCUUCCAUGCCCUUGACAAUGAAUGUCGCAGGAUUGAAUGGGCCCAGCUCUUCCAUGCCCCUGACUAUGCAUGGCGCAGGAUUCAUGAGGGGACCAAACUCUUUGCAUGGCGCGGGAUUCAUGAGGGGACCAAACUCUUUGAUGCCCCUGACUAUGCAUGGCGCAGAAUUGAAUGAACCCAACUCUACAAUGCACUUAGCAGGAUUGAACGGACCCAACUUUUCCAUGCCCCUGACUAUGCAUGGCGCAGGAUUGAAUGGAUCUUCCAUGCCCCUGCCUAUGCAUGACGCAAGAUUGAAAGGGCCCAGCUCUUCCAUGCCCCUGACUAUGCAUGGCGCAGGAUUGAAUGGAUCUUCCAUGCCCCUGCCUAUGAUUGAAUGCAUCUUCCAUGCCCCUGAUCACUAUGCAUGGCGCAGAAUUGAAUGGAUUUUCCAUGCCCCUGAUCACUAUGCAUGGCGCAGAAUUGAAUGGAUUUUCCAUGCCCCUGAUCACUAUGCAUGGCGCAGAAUUGAAUGGAUUUUCCAUGCCCCUGAUCACUAUGCAUGGCGCAGAAUUGAAUGGAUUUUCCAUGCCCCUGAUCACUAUGCAUGGCGCAGAAUUGAAUGGAUCUUCCAUGCCCCUGACUAUGCAUGGCGCAGGAUUGAAAGAACCCAACUCUUCCAUGCCCCUGACUAUGCAUGGCGCCGGAUUGAAUGGACCCAGCUCUUCCAUGCCCCUGACUAUGCAUGGCGCAGGAUUGAAUGGAUCCAUCUCUUCCAUGCCGCCGACCACGCUGCCCAUGGAUAA
Populus euphratica (Euphrates poplar) is the source of this 2265-nucleotide messenger RNA. The record is from RefSeq and is a predicted model, not a curated record. Lineage: Eukaryota; Viridiplantae; Streptophyta; Magnoliopsida; Malpighiales; Salicaceae.